Molecule: messenger RNA, 1671 nt
Organism: Arachis stenosperma
Lineage: Eukaryota; Viridiplantae; Streptophyta; Magnoliopsida; Fabales; Fabaceae
Exons: 4
Coding region: 1-1671 (556 amino acids)
Source: RefSeq, a predicted model, not a curated record
AUGGAUGACGGACUUGAAAGUUAUAAUGGUUCUGCUAUCAUAGAUCCGAUGGUAGAGCAGUAUGAAGUAAACCCCGAUGAUGGAGACGAUGCUGACGAAGAACCACCCGAAAUCCCUGAUGAUGGUGACGAGGAAGAGGAGAUGAACUACUACGAUCAUUUCACGAGGUUGAAUCUCAAUGCAAUGACUUCGGAUUGGUCGUUUACCCAGGGAGGUCCUGAGGAAUUCCCAAGCAACGAUUUUGAGGUUGGACAACAAUUUGGGAACAAGGAAGAAGUCAUGUUGGUAGUUAAGCAGUACAACAUCAGGAGGGCUGCGGAGUACAAAAUAGUAGAGAGUGACCAUUUGAGGUUGGAUUCGAAUGUGAUUGCGCAACACAUUUUUACGAUGGUCAAGGCCGAUCCAACAAUCAGCAUCAGGAUUCUACAAGGAGGUGUGGAGAAUCACUUUGGUUACAAGGCGUCCUACAGAAAGGUUUGGCUUGCAAAACAGAAAGUCAUCGCUAGAAUAUAUGGCGAUUGGGAGGAGUCAUACAAUGAGCUUCCUCGUUGGUUAUUCGCUAUACAGAUGUACUUGCUAGCCUUCAAGUAUUGCAAGCCACUUAUUUCCAUUGAUGGCACCCACUUAUAUGGUAAAUACGGUGGAACUUUGUUGAUGGCCAUAGCGCAAGACAACAAUGCAAACAUUCUGCCAAUUACAUUUGCAGUUGUUGAAGGUGAGACAAAGGAGGCAUGGUCAUUCUUUCUUUCGUACCUACGGAAGCAUGUGAAACCACAACCAGGGGUGUUAGUGAUUUCAGACAGACACAAGUCCAUUGAUGGAGCACUGAAUGUCGAAGGGAGUUUAUGGAAACCACCUCAUGCCUUCCAAGUAUUUUGUACAAGACACAUUGCAGCCAACUUCAUGACCCACUUUAAGAACAAAUACUUGAAGAAGGUUCUUAUUAAUGCAGCGUACUCGAAGUCGCAUCGUGAGUUCGCUCAUUAUUAUGGCCGUCUGAGGGGCGAAAAUGUAGCUAUUACAAACUGGGUUGAAAAAAUGCCACGGUCACAGUGGGCACAGUAUGCUGAUGAGGGUCGUCGAUUUGGUCACAUGACAACCAAUAUCUUCAAGUGCAUUAAUGCUGUUAUGAAGGGUUCUUGCAAUUUGCCAAUCAUGGCUCUUGUUAAGUUAAGUUAUUUUCAUUUGGGUGAACUUUUUGCAAGGAAGGGUUCGGAGGCACUGGCCCAACUUCAGGUCGGUGCUGAAUUCUCACAGACAUUGAUGAAGGCCAUAGAAUUCAACUCGAAGCACGUGAACACUAUGAAUAUUUACCAGUUUGAUCGAUCGAGGACAAACUUCAUGGUUGAAGAGUUAGCGGCAGUUCCUGGAUCCAGGCAACAGAAUUAUCAGGUGCUGCUUGAUGAGCGCAAGUAUUAUUGUGGGUAUUUUCAGGCUCUUCAUAUCCCUUGUCGUCACAUGUUUGUAGCUUGCUCUCAUGCAAGACUUGAUUGGAAGCAGUUUGUUCACCCUAUGUACCGCAUGGAGUCGGUCUUCAAUGUUUACAGAUCAGAGUUUCGAUCGAUAGGGCACGAUGAUGAUUGGUCAUCGUAUGACGGUCCCCGAAUCUGGCCCAACCCUAGGAUGAUGAGAGUGAAGAGAGGUCGCGCGCAUGAGCUCCAGGAUUCGUAA